This is a messenger RNA of Macrosiphum euphorbiae (potato aphid), 279 nucleotides long. Lineage: Eukaryota; Metazoa; Arthropoda; Insecta; Hemiptera; Aphididae. The record is from the annotation of a GenBank genome assembly.
AUGAAGUUUUGGAUCGUUCGAGGCGAAUGUCAAGGAUGGGUGUUGUCCGCGCUUUCGUUUCAAGGCCGAAACACGCCCUGGGGAAAUGGCAUUCGGUACAUGUGGUUAGAGAUAAUUUUUUUUCGCAUAUUUUAUCAUAUUGGUAUUUUCAAUUCGCCGAACAAGGUUUACCAAGGCAAACGACAAAACCGAUCGAAAAUCGACUACGCCUUUACAGCGUCAGUUCCUGGUCGGCCAGCUCAUUACGAUCGUCUGAUCAGGAUUGCGGGAGCGUGUUAA